AUGAACAAAAAACACAAAAGGCUUUACGAACGAAUUGAGUUCGGCCGCAAGCGCAAAGAACAGCGAGCGGAGACACUCAAAGCGAAGCGAAUGGCGCUGCAGCAGAAGAAGAAGGAGCUAAUGCGAGGAACCGUCCUGCGCAGGCUUGUGCUGAACCCCCCCAUGAGCAGCGAGGGGGCCCCCUGGGGCUUUUCCUCCCAUUCUGCUGCUUAUGCUGAUCCCUACUGCAGCAACCGCAGCAGCAGUGAACUGUAUUCUUUCUCUCCUCCUUUGAGUGUAUCCCCCUGUGGGGUGGCGUCUGUUGUUUAUAAAGAAGGCCCGGACCCAUUUCCAUCGAGACCCCCCUGGGCAGUCUCAUGGGGCCCCACAUGGCAGCCGGUAGGGGGGCCCCCAGGAGGGGCCCCCUGGGGGCCCCCCUGGGGGGCCCCUGGGGAGCCCCGCUCCCCCAACCGUCUUGCAGAUCAGUUGGGUUUUAAGCAACAGAAGCAUCGUACAAAGAAAAGUAGAAUGAGAUCUCCUAGGCGUUCAUACCCUAUUGACUUGCAUGCAGAUAUAAAUAACAAUCCUAAAGAACAGCUGCGGAAGCAACGGAUUCUCACCCUUGAUGAAUUGCUGCAGCCCUGCUGGCCUCCGCCGUCUCCGACGCUGCUGCAGCAGCAGCAGCAGCAGCAGAGGUCGUUACCGUGUACUGACUGCUACCACAAUGAGUGUUCGGGCCAUCACUCAGGCAGCACAACCUGUGCUGCUGCUGCUGCUGCUGCUGCCGCUGCUGCGGCUGCUGCUACCCACUGCAUUCCCAAGAGGGAGAGCCCCAUGACUGAAGAUCAAUAUCACAUUUUGCUGCAGCACCUCAGGCACUUAUCCGGCCAUUCCGGGCCUGCUCUCUUUCAAACAGAGAACGCGCAGCAGCAGCAACAGCAGCAGCAGUUGGCGCCGCAGCAGCAGAAGCAAGUUGCCGCGCUACUGCAGGAGCAACCUAUAAGCCUACUCACAGAGGAGCAGCUGAAAGAAGCAGCGCAGCUCUACUUGCAGCAGCGAAUGGGGAUACAGCAGCAGACAACGCAGCAGCAGCAGCAGCAGCAGCAGCAGCAGCAGCUAGUGCAGCAGCAGCAGCAGCUGCAGCAGCAACAGUUACAGCAGCAACAGCUGCAGCAGCAACAGUUGCAGCAGCAACAGCUGCAGCAACAAAUUCCGCAGGGUACAAUAGCAGCAGUUGGCCUCGAUGGUAGCAGCUUGCCUCGAAUCCAACAGCAGCUGCAGCAGCAACAAAUCCAGCAGCAGCAACUGCAUCAGCAACAGCUGCAGCAGCAGCAGCAACAGCUGCAGCAGCAGCAGCAACUGCAUCAGCAACAAUUACAGCACCAGCAGCAGCAGCACCAACGGUUGCAGCAGCAGCAGUUGCAGCAGCAGCAACUGCAACAGCAAGUGCAGCAACAACAGCUACUCCAGCAGCAACAGCUCUUUCAGCAGCAACAACUACUGCACCAGCAGCAGCAACAACAACACCAGCUGGAGCAGCAGCAACAGCGGCAGCAGUCGCUCAGCUGGUCUCAGUUGCAGCCUCAGCAGCAACAGCAGCAGCAGCAGCUUCAGCAUCAGCUUUCCUCUAGCAGCAGUGUGCAGCAGCAGCGCAGCAGCAGCGGGGCCUUAGGAGACAGCAACCAGUGGGGCCCCCGCCGCAGCGAGAGUUUGCUGCAGGCGCUGCAACAGGGGGGCCCCCCUGAAACAAACAACAAUAAAUUCGAUCCUGUAGCGGAGCAACACGGGCGUGUGCAGGAAGACGCAAAGCGACAAAGCACGCAGAAAAACCACUUGGGGCCUCUCAAGGAGAAGAAAAAAGAAUGGGAAUGA
This is a messenger RNA of Eimeria acervulina, 1851 nucleotides long. RefSeq lists its product as hypothetical. The transcript has 6 exons. Lineage: Eukaryota; Apicomplexa; Conoidasida; Eucoccidiorida; Eimeriidae. The coding region runs from base 1 to 1851 and encodes 616 amino acids. The record is from RefSeq and is a predicted model, not a curated record.